AAUUCAAAAUGUUCGGCUAUGUGAUGUUUUAAACAUUUUAAUAGAAUAAAUAAAUAUUCGAAUACUUCUUAAACCGAAGUGCAGAUUUUAUUUGGUUAAAAAUGCGGAGCAGUUCUGUGGAUCGCAGAUCAUCCACGAAUCCAGUGAGAAUAUCUAACUUUGAAAGGGAAGAGAAAAACUUGACGCGAUGUGAUUCACGGAGGACACAAACAUUAAAGCCGAAAAUUUCUAUUACCUCAGCUGAAAGUUCUCAUAUUCCCAGACCGCGAGUUCGAAGUUCAUCAUGCGACAGAGCGAGUAUUAAAGGAUCGAUUUUAAAAACGACUGGUAAAACACCACUUCGUCAUGGAACAGCAACUCCAAGGACACCAGUUACAAAUGUUGGCAAAAAUUCUGUUUUCCUUUCAGUUGGGAAUAACAGAAUUCAUUCAGUUCUUCCAACGGGACCCAGACCAUUAUCAGGUGAUCGUGUUAGCAGCUUGGGAACCAAAGGUUCCAGGAAAGAUACAAGACCUUUAACAGACAAAACAUAUCAGACUUAUAUGCUUAAUAAAAUAGAUAAAUUCUUUAAUAUAAAUCAACUUACUUCUUUGGUUAAUAGCAAUGGUAGCUUAAAACCCAUUACUUUGAAAAUGUUUGUAGAAGUUUCUGCUUAUUUAGUUAAAAUGCUGGACAUUAAACAAGUAUUGUCAAUUAACAAUUAUGUGGAAGAACUGCCAAAAAUUGCCAAGAAACUUCAUUAUCCUGGCAUUAUUACUAAGUCUUGGUUGAAAACAGCCAAUGCUAUGCAUUCCUGGCCCAAUGUUUUGGGCUGGAUUUGCUGGUUGGUGGGAAUUUGUGAAGUAAGGAUCAUAGCUUCUGAGAAGUACAGUUUAGAUAGUUUGCCUUUUAUGGGCAAUGAAAAAGAAGCUAAUAUUCAUAAGAAAACUUUCUUUUCAAUGCUUGAUUUUUAUAAUGCUUGGAAUGAUGUGAAACUUGAGGAGGAGGCAGCAAUGGUUGAGAAGUACUUACAGGAAAUUGGGGAUCAGCAUGGAGUCAAUGAAGAGGACUUGAACAAUGCACAGUUUGAGUGGGAGAAGGAAAUAGAAAAGUUUCAAGCAGAUGAAGAAAAAUCAAAUAAUAUUGAUGACGUAGUUAAACACUUGCAGGAAAUAUUUGCAUCCUUGCAAAAUGAUGAAAACAAGCAAUUAAACGAUUUCAUUGCAAAAGAGGAGUACAUCAAAACGGUUACCUUUGAUAUAAAUCAAAGAAAAAAAGAAUGCAAUGUACUGUGUGAACAAAUCCAUGUACAGAGUGUACAUCAUGAUGAAUUAGUUUCAGCAAUUAAGCAACAGCCAAUGUCCAAAGUAGAGAAAGACAAAGUCGUGGAAAAGUGCACAAAAAUUCAAGAUUAUAUGCAACAAUAUGACGAGCACUUACAAGAAAUACAAAAAGAAGUGUAUACAAUGGACAUCAAGUUAGCAUUGGUUAAUAACAAUUUAACAAAGGCAAUUUUAACAUACAACAAGGAAAUAUUUAUGCAACUUAGCAAUAAUAUGGGCGUUGAUUUGGAAGAAUUGAAAGUGCCGGAAACCGGUAUAUUACAUCCUCAAAUUAUGGAUGUGUUAAACAUGAAAGCUGGUUUAAUGAAUGAUCUGAAAGAAUUAAUAAAGAAACAAGUAACAGAGAAAGAACGUUUAAUGGAGUUAAAUUCUAAUGAAUUAGAAGAUCUUCAGGAGAAGAUGAAGGUGUUAGAAGAUGAGAGUAAUGAUGUUGCUGAUGCUAUCAAAGAAAAUAAAAAUCUAAUAAAUAAAAUUAAAACAGAUUCUAAGAAUGAAGAAACAAAAUUCAAGGAACAAAUAAAAGCACUGCAAAAUGAUAUUAAGGAGAUUCAAGAUUCAAUUCCAGAUAGGAAAAAAGUUGUGGUAGAGAUGGAAGAAACAAGAGAUAAAUUAAAUGCAGUACGCAGAAGGAAAGCAUACAUAGUAGAAUCUGCAAAACUUUUCUUUGAUAAAUUUUAUGAAAUUUUAAGCAGACAUAGAAGUGAACUUAAUAAGAUACUAACAAAGCUUAAUAUAUAUGAUAAUACAUGUAAUUAA
Messenger RNA from Dufourea novaeangliae, 2078 nucleotides. It is a transcript of the gene Ndc80, whose product is annotated as kinetochore protein NDC80 homolog. Bases 102 to 2078 code for a protein of 658 amino acids. The record is from RefSeq and is a predicted model, not a curated record. Gene Ontology annotation, biological process: attachment of mitotic spindle microtubules to kinetochore. Gene Ontology annotation, cellular component: Ndc80 complex. NCBI's taxonomy places the organism in Eukaryota, Metazoa, Arthropoda, Insecta, Hymenoptera, Halictidae. The transcript has 2 exons.